Messenger RNA from Stegastes partitus (bicolor damselfish), 1757 nucleotides. Its product is annotated as cGMP-inhibited 3',5'-cyclic phosphodiesterase B-like. The annotation marks the transcript as partial. Gene Ontology annotation, molecular function: 3',5'-cyclic-nucleotide phosphodiesterase activity. Gene Ontology annotation, biological process: signal transduction. Lineage: Eukaryota; Metazoa; Chordata; Actinopteri; Pomacentridae. The record is from RefSeq and is a predicted model, not a curated record. The transcript is spliced from 10 exons.
UUUGGUAAGAGUUAGAACAUGUUCUUUACUGCCUGAUGUCUCUGUUUGGUGCUCCAGCUCAGGUUUGUCCAAUGGGCCCAAUGCAAACUUGCUGACCAUUCCCAAGCAGAGGUCGUCCUCUGUUACCCUCACGUACCACGCGGGGCCCAGGAGAGCAGGCACAUCUCCCAGCCUGAGCCCCGUCACCUCACCAAGCCACAGCCCCCCUGCAGUCAGUACAGGUUCUUCAUCGUCCCUCGUCACUCGGUCCCCCGUGGAGUUCCCGGACACGGCUGACUUCCUGACAAAGCCGAGUGUCAAUCUGAACCUGCACAAGCCCUUGGGCUACACGCUCAGCUCGCCAGAUUUCCAGCAGGCCUUCCGUAGCUCCACCUUACCUCUCUGCACCAGCUGUGGGCGUCAGAUGCUCAAGGGAGUCUCCGGCGGCGAUGCAGGAGAAUCCCAUCAACCGUUCACCAGCGAGGCUCAGCGCCGGCGCUCAGGCGAAGGACUGGACUUCCCGGGGGAACCCCUGAUCAGGGAGGAGAGCGUGGAGGCGGACGUGUCCGGAGACGGGAAGCCGGACGUCGGAGGAAGCCAGGGGCUGGCGGACGAAGACAAGGAGAAGAGCACAGAGCAGCAGACUCAGGGAUCAGAGGGCGAGCAGGAGUUCAGGUUAGAUCCGAUGCUGGAGGACCACGAGGACCUCAUGGAGAGGAUGAACACCUGGAACUUCCAGAUCUUUGACCUGGUGGACAAGACGGGAGGGAAGACCGGAAGGAUCCUGAGCUAUGUGACGUACACCCUCUUCCAGGACAUGUGUCUGUUUGAAAUUUUCAAGAUCCCCGUGAAGGAGUUCAUGACGUACUUCUGUGCUCUGGAGAACGGCUACAGAGACAUUCCCUAUCACAACCGGGUCCAUGCUACUGAUGUGCUCCACGCUGUUUGGUACCUGACCACUCGACCAAUCCCUGGGUUCCAGCAGAUCCACAGUGAGCACGUGACGGGGAGCGACACAGAUUCGGACAGUGGAAUCUCUCCAGGCAGGAUAUCCUACGCCUCCUCCAAGAGCUCCUCCAUUUCAGACGACAGCUACGGCUGUCUGGCCUGGAACAUACCUGCCCUGGAGCUCAUGGCCCUUUAUGUAGCAGCUGCAAUGCACGACUAUGACCAUCCCGGUCGCACAAAUGCCUUUCUAGUAGCCACUAAUGCACCUCAGGCGGUGCUGUACAACGACCGCUCAGUGCUGGAGAACCACCACGCUGCGUCCGCAUGGAGCCUCUACCUGUCCCAGCCUGAGUUCAACUUCCUGGUCAACCUGGAUCACGUGGAGUUCAAGCGUUUUCGCUUCCUUGUCAUCGAGGCGAUACUGGCCACAGACCUCAAGAAGCACUUUGACUUCCUGGCUGAGUUCAAUUCCAAGGUGAACGAUGUGAACAGUCCAGGAAUUGAUUGGACCAAUGAGAACGACAGACUGCUGGUGUGCCAAGUGUGUAUCAAGCUGGCAGACAUCAACGGGCCGGCUAAAGUCCGUGACUUGCACCUCAAGUGGACAGAAGGCAUCGUCAAUGAGUUUUAUGAGCAGGUACAGACCGCAUGCUGACGCUGUGUUCAGGCAUCAUUGAUCAGUUAUCUCUAUAUGGAACUUGUAGAAAUAAUAAAACGACAUCUGAUUUUAUACCGUUGUUGUAAAAUGAGAGCACACCCUCAGAAAAGAAGACAGAACUUUUACACUUCAUCUCAUCUGAAGCUCAGCAACACAAUGAACAAACACAAAA